Messenger RNA from Prorocentrum cordatum, 798 nucleotides. The record is from the annotation of a GenBank genome assembly. NCBI's taxonomy places the organism in Eukaryota, Dinophyceae, Prorocentrales, Prorocentraceae.
AUGAACCCUCCAGAGACCCUGGGGCAGGCCCUCUCCGUCUACCGCAGCCGCCUGGGCUCGAGCUUCGAGCAGGGGCCUCCCCGGCUCGUUCGGCGCGGUAGCCGGCGGCGGUGGAUGUGCAAGCGGGCGCUGCCGAGCGAAGUUCAGCUGCUCCAGCCGACUUACCGCCCGCGGGGGUUGACGGCUACCGCUGCUGGGCUGCCGCCGAGCUUCCGGGCCGCGGGCCCCGCUGCCGCGGGCCGCCGCAGGGUGCUGACCGAGUCCGCGGCCCAAAACUCGCUGACCUCCAGGCCGCGCCGCAAGUCAGCGAGGCGCGCGGGGGGCCUCGAGGAGACCGACGAGGGCGAGGCUUCGAACGAUCACGAGUCCGAGGGGAGCUGCGAGAGCGUGUCUCAGGCGUUGAAACUUGGGCCGCGGGCGGCGAGGCGCAUGGGGAAGCGUGCGAACCUGGGUCCGAGGAGGGGGCCUACCCACCUGGAGGGGAAGAGCGCGACGCCGAGGGCCAUGGACACUUACGGGCGCCGCGUCAGGAUCGCCCCGGACUUCGCGCGGAAUUUCGAGCUGGCCGCCAGCGGCGCCGAGAACGUCGACCGGCUGCCGACCCAUCUCACGAACCCGCGGUACCGCGACGGAGAGCACAGCAAUUCUGGCGUCAAGCUGCUGGCGGCCUGGAUGGUAAUCUUCCCCGAUUAUGGCAAGUACGGUACCCGGCUGGAAGCGGCUGGUGCCUGGCCGCACGCGGAAGCCCCUACCCUUUCCCAGUUGUGGUUGGCUUGGUGUCGGCGCCGAUGCGUCUGA